Acanthosepion pharaonis is the source of this 2547-nucleotide messenger RNA. The record is from the annotation of a GenBank genome assembly. NCBI's taxonomy places the organism in Eukaryota, Metazoa, Mollusca, Cephalopoda, Sepiida, Sepiidae.
AUGUUUUUCUCUCGUUCGUUCACACGCAUGCGCGUGCGCAUACGAAGUUGCACCGAUGCUCGUUACAGUUCCGCUAAACGGAACGCCCAAAGCACGGGAGGACAGACAAGAGUGUUUGGUAUGGCUUCUCAUCAAGCAAUGGGGCGAUUUAAUUGGCUUGAAUUCGAGACAAUCAAUGAAAUCGGACGCUUCCGUCAUCACCCGGACACGACGCGGUGCUUCUUUCUAACUUUCUUCUUCUUCUUCUUCUUCUUCUUCUUCUUCUUCUUCUUCUUCUUCUUCAGACCAGUCCCCUUUCUAUUUCUCUCCAUCACGCUCUACUCACUCUCUCUCUCUCACACACACUCUCUCUCUCUCUCCUUCUUUCUUUCUUUCUAUACUUUCUUUGCCCCUCUCUCUCUCUCUCUCUCUCUCUCUCUCUCUCUCAUUUUAUUAAUAUGUCAGUCUUCCUCUCUCCUGUCUGGUUUUGCUUCUUCCCUCUAUCUGUCUGUCUCUUACUUCUCCUUUCUAUGUGUCAGUCUGUUUUUUGUAUCUCCCCUCUAUAUAGCAGUCUCUCAUUUCGUCUCCACUUUAUCUGUCCGUUUUUCUCUUACUCCUCUCUUUUCUCUGUCAGUCUGUCGUUUGUUUCGCCCCUCUAUCUAUCAGUGUCUCUUUUGCUUCUCCUCUUUAUCUGUCAGUGUGUCGCUUACUUCUCCCCCAUAUCUUACAGUCUAUCUUUUCCUUUUUCCUUUUUCCUUUUUCCCUAUCAAUCACUCUUUUACUUCGCUCUGCCGGUCUCUCUUUUUCUUCUCCUCUCUAUCUAUCAGCGUCUCUUUUCUUCUCCCCUCUAUCUGCCAAUUUAUCUUUUACUUCUCCUCUCUAUCUACGCUCCCUCUAUUUAUUGUUUACUUUUCCCUCUAUUUAUCAAUCUCUCCUUUAUUUUGCUCUAUAUAUCAAUCUCUGUCUUUUGCUUCUCCCCUCUAUCAUUCUCUCUUUUUCUUCUUCUCUCUAUCUAUCACUCUUUCUUUUGUUUCUUCUCUCUAUCUAUCACUCUCUUUUCUUCUCCCCUCUAUCAGUCUGUCUUUUGCUUCUCUUCUAUCUGUUAAUCUGUUUUUCGCAAAGCCUCACUAUCCAUCAAUCUCUCUUUUCCUUCUCCUCUCUAUCUGUUACUUUGUCUCUUACUUCUCCUCUCCCUCAUUCUCUCUCUCCCUCAUUCUCUCUCUCCCUCUCUCUCUCUUAGUCUGUCUCUUGCUUCUUAGUAUCUCUUUUGCUUCUCUCUAUCUAUCAGAUUUUCGCUUACUCUCCCCUCUAAUAGUCUCUCUUUUGUUCAUCCCUCUAUUUGUCAGUUUGUCUCUUACUUCUUCCCUCUCUCUGUCGGUCUGUCUUUUACUUCUCCCUUUUAUCUAUCAAUCUCUAUUUUGCUUCUCCUCUCUAUUUUAUGUCUUUUGCUUCUCCUCUUUAUCUAACAAUAUCUCUUUUACUUCGCUCUAUCUGUCAGUCUUUUUUUUUCUUCUCCCCUUUUAUCUGUCAGUGUGUCUCUUGCUUCUCCCUUUUAUGUACCAGACGCUCUUUUACUUUGCUCUAUCGUUCAGUCUCUUUUUCUCUUCUCCUCUCUAUCUAUCAGCAUCAUCUCUUUUCUUCUCCCCUCUAUAUGUCAGUCUGUCUCUUACUUUUCCCCUCUAUCCGCCAGACGCUAUUUACCAAUCUCUUUUUUUUUACUUCGCUUUAUAUAUCAGUCUGUCUUUUGCUUCUUCUCUCUAUCAGUCUCUCUUUUUCUUCUCCCCCGCCCCGCGACCCCAUCAGUCUGUCUUUUGCUUUUCUUCUAUAUCAUUUGACUAUUACUUCUCUGCUCUCUCUCUCUCUCUCUCUCUCUCUCUCUCUCUCUUAACAUUUAUAUCACUUUACCUUCAACUUCUUUCUUCUCUCUUCUCUUGCUCUUCCCCCUCUCUCACUUGUCUAUUUAUCUUUCACUCACUUUUCCUAACUAUUCGUCUUCCAUUUCUUUCUCUUUCUUUCUUUCUUUCUUUCUUUCUUUCUUUCUUUCUUUCUUUCUUUCUUUCCUUUACCUCCCUUUUCUCUAUUAUACGCGGCCAUGCCUGUCAUCACGUAUUCUCUGCUUUUCUUCCGAUUCUUUUUCUUAACAUUUCGUACUUUUUUAUCCGCUGUCAUUCAUUCCCGUUAUUUCUCCUCUUUUUACUGAUCUUCGUUUUCUCCUUUUUUCUCUCUCUCUUUCUCUUUCUCCAUCAAUCUACAUAUUGUCUAAAUCUUACUUUUUCUUUAUCUCUAUUGCUCUCGCUCUCUCUCUCUCUCUCUCUCUCUCUCUUUCUCUAUCUAUCUAUCUAUCUAUCUGUCUGUCUGUCUGUCUGUCUGUCUGUAUGUCUGUCUACCUAUCUAUCUGUCUGUCUGUCUGUCGCAGUAUCUCUUUCUCUCUGUGGAUAUAUCUCCCUUUCUCUCUAUAUAUCGUUAUGUCUCGUUUUCUCUUUUCCUAUCUUUAUGACAUCCUUUAUCUAUCUAUCUAUCUCUCUUCCUUUUCCAUAUAACCAUAUCUUUCUUUCUCUGUCCCUCUAA